AUGGCAUGCCCUGAUGAAAAUAGCACACAUCUGACACCAAAGAAAGAACUAUCUAUGAGAUCACUGAUAUUAUGGAAUAUUAAUAAAGUGGUUGAAAUGAAUUCGGCAAUCGAUUUAAAGGAAGCGUUGAGAUCAGCCUGCAAACACUUGGAGAAAGAAUCGUAUGAUGUUCAGGCGUUGAUGUCGCAAGGACCUGCAGAACAGCAUCUCGCGUGUGCUGUACUGGCUUGGCAGCGUCUGGGACACAAGACAGUCGAUAGCUUGUGCAAAUUCGUUGAGAGAAAUCAGUUUGGGGCGUCUUCAAGUAAAAAGGAAAGCACGCAUUUUCUUAGCACAAAGGAAGGGAUUGGAUCGGCGUCCUGCAGCAAAAAUGUUUUUGGCACUUCCUCACUAAUCGGUCCAGUGGUGAGACUGCCAGUGGAAACGAAAAUCGUGAUGCACAUGGAAAACCCUUGCUCACGUCACCAACCGAAAAAAACACAAAAGAAGAAUGACGUAAAGACCAAAAUCGAAGCGUGCUGUAUGGACUCCGCGUGUAUUAAAAGACUUACAGAGCUAGACACGGCGACAGGAGAACUAAGAAAGAGGGCAGCGAGACUUGCCAAGAGAGAAGCAGAGAGAGUAGAACUAUUGGAGCGAGCCGAGACCGCUUGGAAGGAUCUAGAAGUCGGGUAUCAAAGAAGAUUAACACUGGCUGAGGAAAAGGAGGAAGAUUUAACCAAACAGAUUAAAAAACUAAUUGAAGAUCGUAAUGCAUACAAGAACGCUACGAAUGUACUAGUGCAGAAGUUGAAGGAGAGAGGGGCAACAGUAGAGAGGGAGAGAGAGCAUCUAACUCAGCUGGAGAAGGAAGUAUGCAAUAAGGCUUGCGAAAGAUUGCGCCUGAGUGAACAAGCAGCGCAAGGAGAUGCCGCUGUUGCCGAGCUACAGUGUCGGUCUACGCAACUGGAUAGAGAUCUACUGUACAGAGAAGAGCAAGCUCGGCGCAAAGUGAUAGCCCUGGACAACGAAGUGGAUUCAAUCCGUGGCCUGACUCUCGAAGCGGAGAGAGCUAUGCGUUCUGAACUAUCGGCAUUGAAGGAACAAAUCACAGAAGUGUCUAAGCAAUUGUUGGGCGAAGAAGCGACUAAUAAAGCCGUUAAAACUGAAGUCGAAGAGUUGAGACAAGAGAAGAUGAAUAUAAUAGAAGACUUAGACGGCUGUAAGGAGUUGUGCGACGGCAGAAUCCAGAAGAGAGUGGACGAGUUGAAGGACAAGAAGGAUGAGUUGAACGAGCUGAAGAACAGGGUCAUAGACUGUCAGUGCAAGUUACCUCUUGAUGCUGCUGUGGAGGUCAAGAGGACGCCGUCCCUCGCCGCGCUUUGCCACUGUGCUCUAGAAGACAAAGUUUUGGACUCUUGCUCAUGCGUCUCACUAAGAAGCCAGUUGCUGUCCAAUCUGCUGUCUGAUCUAUUCAGUGGUCUCCAAUCGGAGUUAGGGGGAACCGGGAUGCAGAUGCCGUGCCAAUUGCUCAAGUGUCUGGAAGAUAGGCAUAACUGGGACCGAGCUAGUAUGGUCAAGUCGAAUCUGCGUAAUUUCUUCUCGCAACUACUGAUUGGAGAACUGGACAUCGCUAUCGCUACGUCAAUAGAAAAAUACCAUGCUAAGUGGGUUGGAGCCAGCUGUGCUGACCAAUUGAGAGCUGUAUCUGGACCAUGCGAAGAAGAUAACGAAGGUUGGCAAGAAAGGGCUAUAGAACGCCGAGCGCAGAAGCUAGCCACGCAGUUAGCUGAGCAAUUGUUCAAGGAGAGAGCUGAUAUGAUCACCCAGAAGGCCAAAGAUGUGAUGAAUGCUGGACCACCCCCCUGUGAAUGCAAGCCGCAACAAAAUGCAGCUGUGUAUCCUUGCUUAAUAAAAACACCAAAUGCCCCAAACCCUACACGAAGAAGUCACGAUGGAAGCCAAUUGUAUUUAAAACGCACGAUCCAAGAUGUUACCAAUAUUAAAUCCCAAAUAGAGGAUCUUAAGAAGGAAUCAAUAAAGAGAGAAGAUUUGAAACAAAUGGAAGAUAAACUCGCUAGAAUCAUCCAACGGGUUGCGAAACUAAAGAAUAAAAAACCUAUAGUCAAAAAUGAGACAUGUGACACAAAUGAUAUAACAAAUGUUGCCAAUGAAUGCAAAAUCAAACCAAACACAUAUAAGAGAACAAAAAUUGAAUUACCGAAAAAAUGUAGCAAAGUUCAGAACAAUCAAAGUGGACGUAUUGAAAAAUAUUCAAAUAAGCUGUAUCAUAAGAAGAAAGAACAAUCUUUAGCAGUUAAUUUAUGUCUAUGUGCUGAUCAAAAAAAAGCUCCGGCUUCACAUUGUUUCGGUAGUCGUUUGACAAAAUCAUCAAUAAGACCGACGUUGUGCACUGACCUAUCUAAUCAGAUGUCUAAGGUGAAGUUGUCAAAACCUCUGUUACCAUUACAGUUAUCACGUCACACAAAUUUUGGAAGAAUGCUUGAAAAUAAACUGUGUCCCAGCAACUGUAUUUGUCUUCACAAAAUACCAUCUAACACAUCAUUGGACAGAUUACUGGAUGUAUUAAAAAAUUGGAAAUGUAAUCUGGAUGAAUGUAGGAAUACAAGUAACUUCGACGUAAACCAAGAAAAAUCUAUUUUGAAUAACUUUAUUAAAGAUUUCGAAAACAAACAAUCUAUAAAUGAACAGUUAUCAAAUAUACCAAUAUCGUCUAAAUCAGCAAUCAACAAUGACGUUGAAAGAAUAAAUAACCAAAACGCUAAAGAUUGUUUACCUUUACCAAAACCAUCUGAAUAUAUGGGUACCGUCAUUCUGGAUAAGAGUAAUGAAAAUUUUUGCAAAUGUAACUCAGGCUUUGAAAUUAAUAAAAGUAUAAAAUCAGGAUCACCGGAAAAUACUUCACGAAAAUUUGCACAUACGAAUUUAGAUGAUAAUCUAAAAAGUAAAGAAUCUGAUAAAGACAAUAACAUGUUUACGACCAAAUCUCAAAUAUAUUCAGUAAAACUACCAAGUAACGAAAAUGAUUGUGUGCACACAAAACAACAGAUCGGUAUUCAGAAAGACUCUUUUAUGGAUAAACUUGUUAAAGAUUCGAAGUUGUUUUCUUACUCCGGUGAAUAUGAUAUAAAAUUUUUAGGUGCAACGUUGGCAAAUAUACACAAAGUUAAAGAAAAUAUGGAACAAAGUGUUGAAGCAAAUAAAGUGCCAAAGAAACAAGAAAAUGAAAAAUCUUUAAACCAAUUGUUUGAUACUAAUAUCGAUGAGCGUGAAAAUAAUGAAUCAAACAUGAAUACAUCAACCAAAUCUUGCGUUUGUUGCAAGAAAGGAGAUUCAAGUGAUCUUGAAUACAACACAUUUGAUUUACUGGAAAACUAUUUAAAAGAGAAAACAAAUGAGUUUAAAAAAAUGUCUUGCAAUUCAUCUUGUAUUCAACCAAAAGACGAGGAGAAAAUUUAUUCUACAAUAUUAAAAAAAGUAAAAGAACUUAUUGUUGUGAAUACAGAACCCUUGAGUUGUAAAUGUUGCAAGGGUAACAAAGAAGACGGUAAUUGGUCUCGCGUGUAUGGUCUACUUCGUGAAUAUUUGCAAAUGAAAAUUCAACGUAUUAAAUGUUCUUGCCUUAAAACUGAAGACAUGAAGAACGAUGAUCUGAUUCUACCAAACGUUUUAGAGGAAGUCACCAAUUUAAUUAAUAAUGAUUUUCAACGGUUAAAAAAAUUGUGCGUGUGUGACACAAAGCAAACUGCAAAAAAAAAUUCAUUGCAUAAAUUUAACGAAAGUGAAGGCGAUUUUUUAGAUAAUGAUUCCGGCAAAUCCACGAAGCCAAGCAUAACUGUCAAAUGUUCUAAAGCAAUUUCACCUUUAGUGUUACCACCUUUAGAUAUAGUUGAUGAAUCCUGUAGUGCUUUCCCUUUAUCAAUAGACAAUAGUCCUAUUAAUGUAGCAAUGGUUGAAAAAGUUACUUCUUGCAAAUUAAACACAUUCUAUGUCACUGAUUGUGAAUGCCGCUAUACAUUUACGGAACCUGUAAGUGAAGAAUGUGCCAACAAAUACCCGGGUACUAUUUAUCGUAGUAGUUCAUCAGAUACAAAAACCUCUACAACUUCCAAAGGUGUGUCCAACGAAGGAAAAUAUAUUGGCUAUACUUUGAAUUGUACGUGCGAGCGUUACUUAGGUUGUGUAUGCACCAAGUCACUGGUAGAAACGAAUGAUGAGAAAAUUAAUUUUAUUUGGAAUUCGAUUACUAACAAUAUUCAACCGCAAAAACUAUCUUACAUAAUGCGAGCUAUACCUCCUAAUUCAAAAUCUGUUCAAAGUAUAUUUCCUGACAAUUAUUACAACUUCCAUGUUACUAAUUCACCAGCACCAGACAAUAAGGAAGAGGUAAGUUUCGAUGUCACUGAGAUAGAGAAAAAAACUGUCAGCAAUUUUGAUAAUAUUUGCUACACUCAGACAAGUUUAAAAGAUGCAGAAGGAAUUAUUCUCAAAGAAUCUCAACAGGCGCUCAGUAAAACUAGCAACAAAACUAGCAUGGAUGAUAUUUUAUGUUGCGAGGAAACGUGUUCUUCCAGUCACCAAAGUUUUGUGACAAUACCUAAUGACCACGACCAUGAUAUUAUAACCAGUAAGAACACCCUUUAUAAUUCACUUUACUUGCCAGCUGUUGAGGAUGGUACAGCAUCCUAUAAAAGCGAUGUAUUUGAUAAUAGUGAGACUAGUAGGAUUCGAGAGUUCUGGCUCACUCGUCGGGGCCCGUCGCUGGGGGACCCCCCCCUAGCUGGCUGGGGUCCUCAAAUCGCGAUCGCAGUGGAAUCGCUGGGGGACCCCCCCCCUGGCUGGCUGGGGUCUCAAAUCGCGAUCGCUGUGGAUUCGCUGGGGGACCCCCCCUCUGAAAUGUAG
Molecule: messenger RNA, 4902 nt
Organism: Leptosia nina
Lineage: Eukaryota; Metazoa; Arthropoda; Insecta; Lepidoptera; Pieridae
Source: the annotation of a GenBank genome assembly